This is a messenger RNA of Durusdinium trenchii, 1471 nucleotides long. The record is from the annotation of a GenBank genome assembly. Lineage: Eukaryota; Dinophyceae; Suessiales; Symbiodiniaceae.
GCAUGUUAGAAGCUGUCCCUCGGACCCCGCAGUCCUUUGUCGUCGCCUCCAGUGCGGUGUGUGGCAUGCCGCGGGUCCGGCACCGCUUCGUGGUGUCCGUGAAGGAUGCCAUGCCGGGAGACCGGAUCUUCGUCUUCGGAAGUGCCAAAGAGCUUGGAGGUUGGCAGAUGGAAGGUGCUCGAGAGCUGGAGACCAAACCCGGAUUCUUUCCCAAGUGGCAGGUCGAGGUGGAGAUGGAGCAAGCACCGUUUAACUACAAGUAUGUUCGGAAGCAUGUCAAUGGCGGGCAUUUGGAGUGGGAGAGCAUUGCAAAUCGAACUUAUCUCAAGGGCUCCUUGCCCGACGACGGCGAGUUCAACCACAAUGAAUGCGCUCUCAAGCCCGGCUCUCACGUGUACUUCCAUGGAUACUACGCCCAUGCAGAUUGGGCCCAGCAGGAGUUCGAAACGCUGAAGGGUGAGCUUUCGGAAUUGCGACGCACGGUGCAACUGCAAGCCAAGGACUUGGAGGAUCAGCGAGCACGCUCCAAAGAGCAAGAGUUACAGGCGGAAAGGCAGCACAACGUCAUCCACCAGCAGAAAGAGCUCUUGAACACGCUUCAGGCGGAGUUGGAGGCGCAGAAGCACCGCGUCCAGCAGCUGCGACGGGAGCUGAGCGACUUCAAGGCUUCAGCGCCGUCGGCCGAGGAGUUGAAGCUGGAGAUCCGAGAGGACCUACAGUACCUGGUGGCCACCGCGAUGGAUCGAAGCCGAAGUCAUCGGAAUGAAGUUCGUGCUGCGUUUCUGGAGCCUGAAGAAUCUGAGGAUCCGGAGGACAAGCCGAAGCCGCCCGAGUUCCUAAGCGGCCCCACGGAUGCAGCGACCGCUGAUUCAGAUCCAAAGACGGCUCCAGGAGUCGUGCCAGUGACCUCCAAAGAAGAUUCAUCCAGUUAUUAUCCGAGGAAGGAAAAGCCGCAGCAUGACCUUCGUGACCUUCGUUCUCCACUGCUCGAGGCAUCGACGGAGUUCAUUUGGGAGACGCCGCCGCAGCCGGUUGAAGAGAAAGCCAGGAGAUUGACUCAAGCAGCUGUCAAUGAGCUGAUGAGCAUUUGGAAGGGUCCCAAGGAGGAGAAGAGGAAGCUUCUGAAGACCGUGCCAUUGAGGCUGCAUAGUGACAAGGGUGGAAGCGACGAAGCCAUGACCUGGUUUAAAGCUUGGAAAGAGAACAAUGAAAAGUGGUAUCUGGCAGGCCCUCAGUUCGAUCUGGCCAGCGCCUGCCCUGCCCAGCAGCCAGCAGGUUGAGCGCCCGAAUUGAAGCCAUCCCUGCUUGACAUGUUGCCAAGGAUGUGUGCUAGUUCCACAGGUUGUGCCAGGGAUGGAAGGCUGGUUCAUCCGCCAUGUUCACCGCAGAAGAUCCAGGCCAUUCUUAAUGCAGUAAUGGCCCAAAAAUAUAAGUGCACCCCGGACCAGAGGUUCAUCAAAACGCUUCGACC